AUGGCUGAGAAAGAACCGCAACAGAAAAGGAAAAAGCAAUCUGUCAUCUCUGAUUUUGUCUAUUCAACUAAAUUUCAGAAAUUAUUUUCCGAUCAUUGGCACAAUCGCAUUGACAUAAAGACAGACAACUUUGAAAUUAUAUCAAAACCAUUUAGGGUAUGCAGAAUAUCAAACUUUAUUUGCAGCGAGGAACUAAUGGAUGAGAUAAAGAAUGAAUUGUUGGAUGUUAGAAUUAGAAGGAAUUGCAUAGACCUUUAUCAGUUUGAACAAACUGAGGAUCUCGUUAGCAUUGACAGAGAAAUUUUAAAUUUAUUGUACGAGACCUUUCAAACAGAUUUGACAGAAUGGAUGGAACGUAACACUAAUAUAAGACUUAGCAAAAAGAUAUCAAUGUCAAGUUCUUGUUACUACGAUACGGAUUAUUUAUUGUGUCAUGAUGAUAAUAUGGGUGACCGAAAAAUUGCUUUUGUAUUAUACCUCUCAAAAGAUUGGACCGAGGAUGAUGGAGGAGCUCUGGAUUUAUUUGACAUAGAUGAAAAUAAUCUGCCCAGGAAUGUUGUGAAAUCUUUAAUACCAGAAUACAAUUCCCUUGUGUUUUUCGAAGUUUUAGAGAACUCUUAUCACCAAGUAGCUGAAAUAACAUCACCUGACAAGUCACGUUGGUCUAUAAACGGUUGGUUUCAUGGACCACUUCGACCACGUGUGUGGCGACCAAGAACAGAAAUCUUGUCCAAUUACAUAGAUCCAAUACCCGAACGUGUUGAUUUGGAUUACUGGAUAUCAGAGUGUUAUUUAUUUCCUAAAAUAAUCAAACAGAUUCAACAGGACGUAGAAACGAGUUCGUACACAUUUCUAUCACAUUACUUGAAAGAUGAAAUUUAUGAAACACUUCAAACAGAUGUGACAUCUGAUGCAAUCGUUUGGAAGAAGGUUGGGCCAGCUGAUAUUCGUAAUUACGAAGUGGCGGACGAAGAAACUCUUCCCGACUUAUUGAAACAGUUCUACAAUAUGUUUAAGUCAGUUACGAUGUUCCAAUUGCUUAAAGAUUACACGGAAUUAGAUCUGAUAGUGUCGGAGGACGAGAUUACAAAGCCUAGGAUGCAGAUAGAGCUGCAGAGAUGGACGUCGGGCUCUUACACGUUGAUAUGUGACAAAUUGCUCGACAAUGAACCUUAUACUUACGUAAACGACGACAAAUCAUACAGCAAUAGAGCAUACUCGAGUGAAACCGAAGAAGCGCAAGAAAACCUAAGUAAUAAUAGCAACGAUGACGAGGAUAAAAAUAACACUAUAUCAGAGUGCAAUACUCCAUUGAGCUCCACCGAUCAGAAGGAACUCGACGAGAAUGAUCUAUUACAGAAAAUAGUUCAGUCAAAGUGUGCACGCACGGUGAGUAAAAAUUUAUUGAUGCCAUCUCCGUUAAAACUGAAAAGCUCAUCGCCUCAGAAACCUAAAUAUCGUGAUACCGACGAGUCUGAUGUAUCCGACAUUGCAGACUAUUUAUCCGAUCCUGUAGAAUGUUCGGACCUAGAGGAGGAACCAGGGGUUCUCGAUGUAAUAAUUCAAUUUAAUACCAGUCAUUUAGGCGAUGAUCAUACCAUAGACUACGUGAAUCCUAAAGAGCAAGACGACUUGGGAUGCAGUCCAAAAGAUAGUCGUGCGUCUUGCGUGAAACUAAAGGUGAAGAUUAAGACCACAGUGCGGAGAACAUUCUCAAUUGUUUAUUGGGUGUGA
Messenger RNA from Heterotrigona itama, 1734 nucleotides. Lineage: Eukaryota; Metazoa; Arthropoda; Insecta; Hymenoptera; Apidae. The record is from the annotation of a GenBank genome assembly.